Molecule: messenger RNA, 432 nt
Organism: Pichia kudriavzevii
Lineage: Eukaryota; Fungi; Ascomycota; Pichiomycetes; Pichiales; Pichiaceae
Exons: 1
Coding region: 1-432 (143 amino acids)
Biological process (GO): lysosome organization; cellular response to amino acid stimulus; regulation of receptor recycling
Cellular component (GO): late endosome membrane; membrane raft; Ragulator complex
Source: RefSeq, a predicted model, not a curated record
AUGGGUCUUUGCUUAUCUUGUCUAGGGAGUAAUCAAUCUACAGAGGAAGAUGAACAAGCAUCAAUGUUAUCAGAUGAUAAGGCCAAGAUAGUCGAAGAGGAAUUAUUAAAUGAACUUCGUAACAGACAAUUAAAUGCAAUUCUAAACAGUACAAAUGACCAUCUCAUAGACAUAAGUGCAAUGAAAAUGAUGUCUAAUUAUGGAAGUAAUUCGCACCAUGAUAAUGAAACUGACGACAUGAAUUCAACUUUACAACAUGAUGACAAUGAUGUUUUUAAAGUGAUACCAAUUCCAAGUAGCACCAUAAAGCAAGAAAUAGAAAAACAGAUGCAGAAUUACAGUGCCAAAUACGGGGAAAAUACAGUCAGGAAAUAUUUGAAGAUAAAUGAUCCUAAUUCUCCUGAUGCAAAUUACACAAUCGACUUUGUGUGA